Telopea speciosissima is the source of this 1137-nucleotide messenger RNA. Its product is annotated as PRA1 family protein F2-like. The record is from RefSeq and is a predicted model, not a curated record. Gene Ontology annotation, cellular component: endoplasmic reticulum; Golgi apparatus. Bases 107 to 754 code for a protein of 215 amino acids. Lineage: Eukaryota; Viridiplantae; Streptophyta; Magnoliopsida; Proteales; Proteaceae. The transcript has a single exon. Gene Ontology annotation, biological process: vesicle-mediated transport.
UCUGUUGUCGUCGUUUCUGCGUUGUUGUAGGCUCUGUGAUUUUCUUACGUCGUCGACAGAUUCAAAAUCGCUACCUUUGAGAACUAGGUUUACAGUUUCUUCUAUAAUGUCGAAGAUCACGCAUACUGGCUACGGCACUAUCCCGUCUUCUGGAGCCUCAACUUCGAACUCGAUCCCUACCCCGUCUUUUGGAGCCUCCAAUUUGAACUCUGGGGUCGAUUUAAUCUCUCGGGCAAAGGAAAGGGGAAGAUCAAUCAUAGCUACGCAGCGUCCAUGGAGAGAGCUCGCAGAUGUAUUUGCUUUUGUCCGCCCGUACAGCUAUGGCGAAGCGAUGGUCCGUAUCAAGCGCAAUGCCAAUUACUUCCGUGUCAAUUACGCCUUCAUCAUGUUGUUGAUACUGUUCUUGAGUCUUCUAUGGCAUCCGGUUUCGAUGAUAGUCUUCUUGAUUGUGUUUGUCGCUUGGUUCUACCUUUACUUUUUCCGUGAUGAGCCGUUGGUGGUAUUUAACCGGACGUUUGACGAUCGAGUGGUUCUGAUUGUAUUGAGUUUGGUUACGAUUGUUGCCCUGGUUCUGACUCAUGUGGGAUUAAAUGUCUUGGUUUCGCUUAUUAUUGGAACUGUGAUUGUUGGUCUGCAUGCUGCCUUUAGGAUUACCGACGAUCAGUUUCUGGACGAGCAGGAAGUCGCCGGUGGAGGAUUGCUUUCUGUUGUUGGAAGUCCUACUCCGAUGAGACCAACUUACGGUCGUGUUUGAGUCGGAUGACUGGUCCUUUGUAUUGUGCACUGGUGAUUAGGAUGUUGUGUGGUGAUUGGGUAAUCGGAAUUGUGAUUUGAGCAAGUGCCAUUGAGUUUCGAUUUUCGAUCUGUGGGUUGACUACUUUAACAGUGCUGCUGUAGAGGGUUUGGGCACAAAGAAGUGGGAUUCUCUUCGUGGAUUUCUUUUGUUUUUAUUACCGGAAGGUACAUCAUGGAGGAAUUGAUUGUAAAUGUUCGAUUCUAGCUUCCUGUAGAGCAGGUCAGGUUACAUUUUACUUGAUCUUGUAUUUGUUCUUUCUUUUUCCCAGUCGAGUUUGGGCUUUGACGUGGUCCUUUGAAUCUCUUUGUAAGUGCUACACUGCAAAUUGGCAUUAUUUUAGU